Molecule: messenger RNA, 2968 nt
Organism: Anoplophora glabripennis (Asian longhorned beetle)
Lineage: Eukaryota; Metazoa; Arthropoda; Insecta; Coleoptera; Cerambycidae
Product: sarcosine dehydrogenase, mitochondrial
Exons: 11
Coding region: 203-2887 (894 amino acids)
Cellular component (GO): mitochondrion
Molecular function (GO): protein binding; oxidoreductase activity
Source: RefSeq, a predicted model, not a curated record
GAAACCGAAGAGAUUUGGUACGCUUAAUCGGCGUCCAGGGCAAUUUGCUUGUGCCCAAAAUUUAUCAGCGAUGGAUAGAUAUUAGGGUCAAAGUUGUUUGAUGGAAUAACAACUUUAAUAACCAUCAAUUUAUAAAUCCAGUUUAAAGAAGAAUCGAAGGAUCGUCAUACGUGUUGUUAGUAUAUUAAUUAGUAUAACAAAUAUGCUAAGGAUGAAGUAUAAUAACUGUAUAAGGAGGAAUUGGAAGAGAUUACCGGACUUGUGUAUAAAUAGAAGUUUUAGCUCGGAAACCAGUUUGCCGAAACAGGCCGAUGUUGUUGUUGUAGGGGCUGGUGCUAUUGGAUGCAGCACCUUCUACCACCUGUGCAAGAGGGGCAUCAAGGCUAUUCUGCUGGAAAAGCACAAGGUUACAUGUGGAACGACAUGGCACAGCGCCGCCAUGGUGUGGAGUCUAAGGGGCAACGACGUGGACACGUUGCUCCUAAAGAGAACCCGAGAACUUUUGGCAACUUUAGAAGAAGAGACAGGAGUAGAUUCAGGGUGGAACAACUGCGGGGGAAUGUUCGUCGCCCGGACAGCUGAACGAAUGGAAGAGUAUAAGCGAUUUCACACUCUCGGACACUACUUUAACAUAGAGAGCCACCUGCUGACACCCAACGAAGCUCAGAAAAUCUGCACCAUGCUUAACCCAAAGAUUAUCUAUGGAGCCAUUUGGGUACCUACGGACGGUUACACUGAACCUUCGAAUUAUUGCUCGGCCCUUAUAAAAGGUGCUACCACAAAUGGAGGUGUUCUCUACGAAAACACUCCCGUGGUCAACAUCCUAACCGAAGCUACGAUGAACAACGAGAAAAAGGUCAUCGGCGUUCAAAUCCACGGUGGUACUAUCAAAACCAGCGUCGUGAUCAAUACUUGUGGUGCCUGGUCCCAGGACAUCUCCCGAAUGGUAGGCCUCAACAUCCCUCUGACAGCCAUGAAGCACGGCUACGUGCUCACAGCAUCGGUACCUGGAGCUCGUGGUUCCCCCCAGGUCAGGGACCAGGACGGAAACUUUUAUUUCCGAUCACAGGGGGAUGCCAUUCUUCUAGGUUUGUAUGAGCAUAACCCCGAAAUUAUAAACGAGAUAGAAAAGGACUUCCAUUUUGGUCUAUACGAGCUGGAUAAGGCUUUGUUCGAACCUUACAUAAAUAAUGCUUAUGAACUGUGCCCUUCGUUUGAAAAGGCGGGGAUAAGGAAGGAUAUUUACGGUCCAGAAACUUUUACGCCUGACCACAAUGCUGUUAUGGGGGAAGAUCCCAAAUGUGUAGGUCUCUUCCAAGGCAACGGCUUCAACUCUUUGGGGCUGCAACUCAGUGGAGGCGCGGGCGAACAAUUGGCCACCUGGGUGGUGCUUGGACGGCCUGAAAUACCUAUGGACAAGUACGACAUCAGGAGAUUCACUCAAGUGCACAGACAAGACCGCGCUUGGAUCAUCGAAACCAGCCACGAGGCUUACGCCAAAAGCUACAGUAUUAAAUACCCCUACGACCAGCCCCUCGCUGGACGAAACCACAGAAUCGGUGCCUUCCAUGAGGCACUGGUGGCUAGUGGAGCUGUCAUGGAAUCGGCGCUAAGUUGGGAGAGACCCGCGUACUUUAUAAAAGACCGCACCGCCCCGGUCAGGGGGUACGACUGGGGCGGCAACUACGGCCACGUGAUCAACGAAGACAAACGAUACGAGAAGGAAUUGGAAGGCGACUGCACCUUUGACUUCUCCAAACAUCACCAGCUGAUCAAAGAAGAAGCCUUGGCGACGAGGAACAACGUGGCCCUCUUCGACCUUUCGAGUUACACCAAGAUGUACUUAGCUGGACCCGACGCUGAAGAAGCUGCCGAUUGGCUAUUCACUGCCGAUGUUGGAAGGGAGCCUGGCAGUGUAGUGCACACCUGCUCCUUGAAUACCAGAGGAGGGGUUGAGGCUGACGUCACGGUUAUACCACUAGAAGAAGGAGCAGGAACUCUUGUAGGGCCCAUCCUGAAGGGCAAAGGUUACUACAUAACAGCCGAGGCAAAGGCCGGAUAUCUGAUAAAGUCACACUUUAGAAAGCAGCUAUACAGGAAAAACUUCAAGUCACUGGUAACUGAAAUGACGGGAAGAAUAGGCAUAUUGUCAAUCCAAGGGCCUAAAAGCGGAGAACUCCUCCAGUCUAUCACGGAAUUCCCCAUAACGGACGAGAAGAUCCCUUACGGCAUGUCCAAGCUAAUCAAAAUAAACGGCCACACCUGCAGGGUGAUGAGGGUUAGCUACAUUGGAGAACUCGGUUUCGAAGUACACAUACCGUUCCCAUCGUGUGUGCCGGUCUACAAUAAAGUGAUUGACGCUGGACGAGGCUUCGAGCUGAAAAACGCCGGAUUCAGAGCGUACGAUUCCCUAGCCUUGGAAAAAGGACAUCACCUCAUCAACUACGACCUGAGGAUUGAUGAUAACCCGGUGGAAGCAGGUCUAACCAGGUUAUGCAGGAAGGAUGGACAGUACCUGGGAAAACAAGUGGUGGAAAGAGCCAAGCAAGAAGGCGUGAAGAAACAUAGAGUAUUCUUCACCCUUCAAGAUCGCGUGCCUUUGUACGGUUACGAGACCAUUUGGAGAGACGACGAGACAGUUGGAUUCCUCAGAAGGGGAGAUUAUGGAUUCAGCUUGGACUGUAGCAUAGGAACUGGGUACGUCGAGCAUCCAAAUAACAAAGUCGUUGACAGCGAAUUCCUAAAGAGCGGAACGUACCAUAUAGAAGUAAAAAAUAAAAAGUAUCCUGCUACCCUGUUUCUGAACAGUCCCUUCGAUCCAAACGGGCAAAGGCUACUGGGACUCUACGAGCACCAAUUCGAAGAGCAAAGUCACUUCGAAGACUGAAUUGUGAUAUAAAAUAUAAAGUGUAAAUAAUUUCCACGUGUCAUUCUGAUUACUAUUGUAAAUAUAUAAACUAUAAAGUAA